Molecule: messenger RNA, 759 nt
Organism: Trichoderma breve
Lineage: Eukaryota; Fungi; Ascomycota; Sordariomycetes; Hypocreales; Hypocreaceae
Exons: 5
Coding region: 1-759 (252 amino acids)
Source: RefSeq, a predicted model, not a curated record
AUGAAUUAUCAGCACCUGAGUCUGGGGCUUCUCACCCUAGCUGGAGUAUCGGCUUUCGAGGCAGCAGUAUUAAGGAGCAAUUGCCAGCAGUAUACUGUCAUUUCAAACGAUACGUGCAUCGGUAUCUGCAGUCAUAAUAAUAUCACCUAUGCUCAACUACUUUCUUGGAAUCCGGGAAUUGAUCCCGGAUGCUCGAAUCUCGCGAGCUUCAUCGAUAAAAGCAUAUGCCUUAGUAACCCUCAAGGCCAAUUCUCAAUAACCAGUAACACAAUCAGUGCAACUGCAAUUGCGACCACAACAGCUUCUGUCCCAUCACCAACAUUAAACCAGACGACUUCUCGUUGUGCCCAAUAUUACCUGAUUUCUGAUGGAGACGAUUGUUCCCUCCUGGCUACAAAAUUUGGUAUCACUCUCAAGGACUUCAUCUUCUUAAACUCGGAAGUAUGGUCCAAUUGUGCAAACCUAGAGCUAGGCUACUAUUACUGUGUCCAACCUGUCGGAUAUAUUUCCACCUAUCCUGGACAUGGCCCUCGCGCUACAGCACCGCUCUUUAACCAGACUCCUACUACUUCACUACCAAAAAUUGACAAUCCUCUAGCGAAUUGGCCCGUGAACGAUUCUAUCAUCCCCAUCGCGAAUAAUACGCGGAAAGAUUGCUAUGACUACAUUUACAUGAAUAACACAAAUACUACGGAAAACCUAGCUGCAGACUGUUGGAAUCUGGCUUGGGCUUAUGGAAUCACCGUGAGGUAUGACUGA